CCCGAACAGUAUUCUAGGGCAUGUUUCAAAAACCUUCGAUUUCAACAAUUCCAUUCGCUCCUUUGCUUCAUUGAACAAACCAAUGUUGAAGCUCAUCACUUCCUCCUCCUCCCGCAUCCACCACCAUCGCUUCCCCUCUGCCGCGGCGGUCACGGCGCUCCGGCCCGUCGCUGAGUCCAGCUCCCCGCUGCUCCGAGUGCUCAAUUCACUUGGCGGGUUGGGCCGGAGGAAUGGUAACUCGGUUGGGCGCUUAUUUUUCUGUUCUGGUUCGGGUUCUGGCGACGGGUCGGAUAAGGCGGUUGACGCGGAAGUGAAGUCGACUGAGUCCGGUGCCCCCGACGAGGCGCAGGCGAAGGCUUCUUCGGCUAUAGUGUCCACUUACCCCAGACCUGAAGAUUACCUCACUGUUUUGGCAUUGCCAUUGCCACAUCGGCCACUUUUCCCAGGAUUUUAUAUGCCAAUCUAUGUUAAGGAUCCAAAAUUGUUAGCAGCUUUACAGGAAAGUCGAGAAAGACAAGCCCCUUAUGCUGGUGCUUUCCUUCUUAAGGAUGAUCCAGGGGCUGAUCCAAGCAUAGUAUCUGGCUCUGAAACGGAAAAAAGUGUGUACGAUUUAAAAGGAAAAGAGCUGUUUAAUCGUCUUCAUGAAGUUGGGACUCUAGCUCAAAUUUCGAGCAUCCAUGGGGAACAGGUGAUUCUGAUUGGUCAUCGGCGUCUACGUAUAACAGAGAUGGUUAGUGAGGAUCCACUUACUGUAAAAGUUGAUCAUCUCAAGGAUAAGCCAUAUAAUAAAGAUGAUGAUCUUAUAAAGGCCACAUCUUUUGAGGUUAUAUCAACCCUAAGGGAUGUUCUUAAAACAAGUUCCCUUUGGAGAGACCACGUCCAGACUUACACUAAGCAUAUAGGUGAUUUCACUUAUCCGAAGCUAGCAGAUUUUGGAGCUGCAAUAUCCGGGGCAAACAAAUUGCAAUGUCAAGAAGUUCUUGAAGAGUUAGAUGUGUAUAAACGAUUAAAACUCACACUGGAGUUGGUAAAGAAAGAGAUGGAAAUCAGUAAGAUUCAGGAAUCAAUUGCAAAAGCAAUUGAAGAAAAGAUAAGUGGUGAGCAGCGCCGUUACUUGUUAAAUGAGCAACUUAAGGCCAUAAAGAAGGAAUUGGGUCUGGAGACUGAUGAUAAGACAGCUCUCACUAGUAAAUUCAGGGAAAGGAUUGAACCAAAGAGAGAAAAAUGCCCCCCUCAUGUUUUGCAAGUCAUAGACGAAGAACUCACAAAGCUGCAACUGUUGGAGGCUAGUUCUAGUGAAUUCAGUGUUACCCGUAACUACUUGGACUGGUUGACUGCACUACCUUGGGGCGAAUACAGUGAUGAGAACUUCGAUGUUACUCGGGCACAAGGGAUUCUGGAUGAAGAUCAUUAUGGAUUAACUGAUGUGAAGGAAAGGAUAUUGGAAUUCAUAGCUGUUGGGAAACUAAGAGGGACUUCUCAAGGAAAAAUAAUCUGUCUUUCUGGUCCACCUGGAGUGGGCAAAACAAGUAUUGGCCGUUCAAUUGCACGUGCCUUGAACCGUAAGUUCUUCCGUUUCUCUGUAGGAGGAUUAGCUGAUGUAGCUGAAAUAAAGGGUCAUCGUAGAACCUAUAUUGGUGCUAUGCCAGGAAAGAUGGUACAAUGCCUUAAGAAUGUGGGGACAGCCAACCCUCUUGUUUUGAUUGACGAGAUUGACAAAUUGGGCAGAGGACAUGCUGGUGAUCCAGCAAGUGCCUUGCUAGAGCUCUUGGAUCCGGAGCAGAAUGCUAAUUUUCUGGACCAUUAUCUUGAUGUUCCCAUUGAUUUAUCAAAGGUUCUCUUUGUUUGCACUGCAAAUGUAGUGGAAAUGAUACCAAACCCUCUGUUGGAUAGGAUGGAGGUUGUUGCUAUUGCUGGAUACAUCACUGACGAGAAAAUGCACAUCGCCAGAGAUUAUCUGGAGAAGAGUACACGAGAAGCAUGUGGAAUCAAGCCAGAACAAGUGGAAGUGACCGAUGCUGCUCUUCUUUCCUUGAUAGAAAAUUACUGCCGAGAAGCAGGUGUCAGGAAUCUCCAAAAGCACAUAGAGAAAAUAUAUCGAAAGAUAGCACUACAACUAGUGAGGAAAGGGGAGACAAAAGCCACUGUUGCUAGUGUGCAAUCUGUUGAGGCUAAAAGAGUUGAAGAAGAUAAUGUUGAAUCACAUCCAGAUCCCAAUCAGAAGGAAAGCUCCAUGGUAGCAGAUAGUAGUAACCCUGAACAAAUGAGUGAGCCUUACAAUGAAGUUGACAAGGAGCAAACAGAUCUACCAGUUGAUCAAUCUGAAUCUCCUGAAAACCAAUUGACAGAUGUGAAGGAAGGAAGUGAUGAAGAUAAGGAAAUUGAAACUACGACAAUUGAGAAAGUGUUGGUUGAUAAAUCAAAUAUAGCUGACUAUGUUGGCAAGCCUGUCUUCCAUGCUGAACGCAUCUACGAUCAGACACCUAUUGGGGUUGUCAUGGGUCUUGCCUGGACAGCUAUGGGUGGUUCUACCCUUUAUAUAGAGACAACACUUGUCGAGGAAGGGGAUGGAAAAGGAGCCCUGAACCUCACUGGUCAAUUGGGGGAUGUGAUGAAAGAAAGUGCUCAGAUAGCUCAUACAGUUGCCAGAAGAAUACUACUGGAGAAGGAACCAGAAAAUCGUUUCUUUGCAAAUUCAAAGUUACAUCUCCAUGUUCCUGCAGGGGCUACACCAAAGGACGGACCUAGUGCUGGCUGCACGAUGACUACUUCAUUGUUGUCCCUUGCUAUGAAGAAGCCUGUAAAAAAGGAUCUGGCAAUGACCGGGGAAGUCACACUCACCGGAAAGAUUCUUCCCAUUGGCGGGGUUAAGGAGAAAACAAUAGCUGCGAGGAGAAGCGAAGUUAAGACCAUCGUAUUCCCUUCUGCCAACAGGAGAGACUUUGACGAGCUGGCACCAAAUGUUAAAGAAGGUCUUGAUGUUCAUUUUGUUGAUGACUUCAUGCAGAUCUUUGAUUUGGCUUUUGAUGAUGACAAUUCCCAGCAUUCGGAGAAGUCAGUCUCACUAUAAUGCUCUGUAGGAUCAUCCUUUAUUUGAAACUCAAUUCUUUGACGUGCUGGUAACCAGCCUGAAUUUUGUACUAUAUUUUUGUAUUUAAUUUAAUGCCAGUGUUUCUUGGACGUUUAAAUUCAUCUGCUGGGCACAGGAGAAGUAUCAUUUUCUCUUUCAGAUUUUGUAACCGAGUGUAAUAAUAUGUACAUUUAUAUUUUAUAGUUGAGACUUGAGAUGUUCGGUAUCAAA
Molecule: messenger RNA, 3301 nt
Organism: Arachis duranensis
Lineage: Eukaryota; Viridiplantae; Streptophyta; Magnoliopsida; Fabales; Fabaceae
Product: lon protease homolog 1, mitochondrial
Biological process (GO): chaperone-mediated protein complex assembly; protein quality control for misfolded or incompletely synthesized proteins; protein catabolic process
Cellular component (GO): mitochondrial matrix
Molecular function (GO): serine-type endopeptidase activity; ATP-dependent peptidase activity; single-stranded DNA binding
Source: RefSeq, a predicted model, not a curated record